Molecule: messenger RNA, 3994 nt
Organism: Peromyscus maniculatus bairdii (prairie deer mouse)
Lineage: Eukaryota; Metazoa; Chordata; Mammalia; Rodentia; Cricetidae
Gene: B3gnt5
Product: UDP-GlcNAc:betaGal beta-1,3-N-acetylglucosaminyltransferase 5
Biological process (GO): protein O-linked glycosylation
Cellular component (GO): Golgi membrane
Molecular function (GO): N-acetyllactosaminide beta-1,3-N-acetylglucosaminyltransferase activity
Source: RefSeq, a predicted model, not a curated record
GCAGCAGUAUACUUACUGAUUCUUUGGUGGAAUAUCAAACUUUGAAACAUCUCUGAAGUCACCCCCAGCAUCCUGACUGACCUCUUCAGGGCCACAGUGCGUGUCCAUAGGAAGAACCACCUGGAGGAAUUGCAUGAGGCUGCACCCAGGAUUUAACGAGGAACGCCAGGGUGGACAAACUUGGACAUGUCAGUGUCGCCCUUCUAUAGUGCUCCAUUCUUUUGCAGUCCCAGAGAAAUGUUGCUAGAAGAGAAUAUUAUGUGGAAUGAGGCCUUCCCCCAUGUUUUAUGACGAACAUCUAUUCUACAAAUACCACGUGCUCUAGUCUGGAAGAAGCAAGCCGCCAUUUACAACAGACCUGAGAACAUGAGAAUGUUUGUUAGUGGCAGAAGAGUCAAAAGAUGGAAAUUUUUUCAACUGUUUGCCACUUGCUUUAUAUUAAGCUUCAUGGUUUUUUGGGGCCCGAUCAAAAACCACAUUGUGAACCAUAUGAAGGCCUACUCCUACAGAUACCUCGUGAAUAGCUAUGACUUUGUGAACGAUUCCCUUUCUCUCAAGCACAGCUCCGAGCAACCUCACUUCCCGUACUUGAUCAACCACAAGGAGAAGUGUCAGGCUCAAGAUGUCCUCCUCUUAUUGUUUAUAAAGACUGCCCCUGCAAACUAUGACAGACGUUCUGCAAUCAGAAAAACGUGGGGCAGCGAGAGUUACGUUCAGUCCCGACUUAAUGCCAACAUCAAAAUUCUGUUUGCCUUAGGAACUCCUGCUCCACCAAAGGGAGACGAGCUGCAAAAAAGACUGAUUUGGGAAGCUCAGGUGUACAAGGAUAUAAUUCAGCAAGAUUUCGUUGAUUCUUUCCACAAUCUUACUUUAAAAUUGCUCCUUCAGUUCAGCUGGACAAAUACCUUUUGUCCACAUGCCAAGUUCCUGAUGACUGCCGAUGAUGACAUAUUUAUCCACAUGCCAAACCUCAUUGCAUACCUUCAAGGGCUAGAGCGGAUGGGUGUUCGGGACUUUUGGAUUGGUCAUGUUCAUCGUGGUAGCCCUCCCAUUAGGGAUAAAAGCAGCAAAUACUACGUUCCCUACGACAUGUACCACUGGGCAGCUUACCCCGACUACACGGCAGGGGCAGCCUAUGUCAUCUCCAGCGAUGUCGCUGCCAAAGUCUACGAGGCGUCACAGAUGCUGAAUUCCAGUCUGUACAUAGAUGAUGUGUUCAUGGGCCUCUGUGCCAACAAAAUGGGGAUAGUGCCACAGGACCAUAUGUUUUUUUCUGGGGAAGGGAAGGUUCCGUAUCAUCCUUGCAUCUAUGAAAAGAUGAUGACAUCUCACGGACACUUAAAAGACCUGCAGGACCUCUGGAGGGAGGCUACGAAUCCUAAAGUAAAGAACAUUUCAGGAGGGUUUUUUGGUCAGAUAUACUGCAGGUUGAUUAAGAUAGUUCUUUUCUGCAAUUUCAUUUACAGGAGUCCGUACCCUUGUAGGGCUGCAUUUGCCUGACAGCACUUGAAGGCUGCACUGUGUUCACUCUCACUGAGCCAAACUUGGAGGGGGAAAAAAAUCUAUAAACGUUCCUCUCUACCCCAAGUAAAAUAAACUGAAGGCAAAGAGAUCAUUCCAAAUCCCAGGGGAUUAAAUGUUUGCGUGAUUACAGAAACAAGUCAGUGUAAGGUCGAAUUCAUAGUUUAAAAUUGUUUCAAGGACUUCAGAUUUUAAAAGAUUUAGAGCAUGAGCAAAGGCAAAAGUAAAGCAAAGUUCAGGUUCUCACUUGGUGCCACAUGUGUCUCUGAGGCGUGGAGAGCAAUUGCCAUGCCUUGGUAUCAAAACAGUGGUUUGGGGGAAAUACCUAGCAAAUGGAUAAUGGAGCAUUGCUAAGAAAUUAAUAUAUCUUUAGAACAAGCAUUCUAAUUUAUUUUUAUUAAAGAGUACUUAGUGGGGAUGGGCAGGUGGUAGAGAAGAAAAGUAUACCAACCUGAAGAAAGUUUCAUUCUAAUGAGGACAUAGAGGAAAAUGUCUACAAUCCUGGCACAAUUGAAUCACUUAACAUUGACAUUCCUACCGCUAUUUAUCUAGAUAGUUCUGGCACCAUUUAAAAUAUAUCGCUUUCUCAAAUUUAUUUUUUUUUUUUUUGAGACAGGGUUUCUCUGUGUAGCUUUGCGCUUUUCCUGGGACUCACUUGGUAGCCCAGGCUGGCCUCGAACUCACAGAGCUCCACCUGCCUCUGCCUCCCAAGUGCUGGGAUUAAAGGCGUGCGCCACCACCGCCCGGCUUCAAAUUUAAUUUUUAACAUAAAAUUUGAAAAAGUCAUCAGCUCUGCCCUCACCAGGACACUAUGUAGACUUUCUCUAAAAUUAUCAAACAGGAGUAGUUCCUGGCCCCUGAGGGCCUUCUCUAGAGAGAAAUUACCGUCAGCUCCAAUAAGCUAGCUUUAAUUUAAUGAAUUAUUCAACGGGUUUUAAAGCAUUAAAUACUGGCCUUUGCUUAAGGUAGUUGUUUGAAUCAGUAUACAUACUUACAUAGAGGAAUAUAAUAAUGGAAAAUACUUAAAAGAAGGACGGGCGAGGGGUGUAACUCAGCACCCAAAGAGAAAAGGCAAAGACACGUCCAAAGGCCCCUUUUCCUUGUAACUUGACAUAUUUUAGCUUGGAGUCCAAAUCACAGCAGUGAUCACUAAAAUUAGCCCACCACUUACCGACAGGGUCUUGCAGGCCACAGAUGUUGUUCCAAGCACAGACUUAUAACUUGACAGUCUUUAAUAUGCUACCAAGUCUAAAUAAUCCAUCAUUUGGCUAAAUAACUGUCAGUGAUUAUCUUUUAAAUAUUUCAAACAUGGCAACAGAGCAAAAGAGUUUGGUAAGUUUGAGCUAAAAGUUUUGGUAAAGCAGCAUGUCCUUUGUAACCAGAGGUUUGGCAGAUGAAAUAAAGUAAAUUACACUAAUUUUAAAAAGUAGCAUAAAAAAAUGUGACUAUAAUGCCAGCAGUGUACCAGCCCUGAAAGGACUAAGCAACGUCCAUCCAUGAGGACAUGCAAUGCUGGCCAAAACAGUGACCUCAACAAAAGCAGAUGGACCACUUAACCAACCUCAGGCAGAGAGACACGUGCCAGUGAAAGCCCAGCUAUCUUUAGGAUAGUACUGGAAAAAUGUAAAAAAAAAAAAAAUUUAAAAAUUUCUCAAAAUACACAACUAAAUGAUCCCUGUGUUUUUGCAGGUAGAUUUUUUUUUUAAUGUUUACAGAAAUCUUUGUGAAUUUUUCUAUUAUGAGAUUUGAAGCUUGUUUACACUGCUUGGAUCAUUUCUUACUAACCUCAAGAUGUGGUGUUAAACAUUCUAAGAUAGUUAUUUUUAGGGUAUAUUCAGGGUUUUAGAUUAUUACAGUUCGGAUUUUUCUGAUCAACUUUUUUUUUAAAAAAAAAAAAAAGCUAGAAAACAAAAGCAUUAUCUGAAAAGCAGUUUCAUAGUUAAUCCUCUCCAGUUGGCCCUUUGGUAACUGCUGGCUUUGGGUUCUUUUGGGUUCCUUGCAACUUUGAGCUGAUAAAAGUUGCCACCGGCUGGAAAGCAUCUCUCUGUGGCCACAGAGGUGGUCUUGUUUACAUCCAGCGCUUCAUGAAGCAUUUUUCCAUUUGAAGACUGAGCUCUCUUGAACUGUGUUCUGUUCCUUUAUUUUUGCUUAGAAUAGAAUGCAACUGGUUUGAAGUCAAAGGAAAUAUGAAGGUACUUCGUGACUUUUGGAGUUCUUAGGUGAUUCCACCAUCAGACCCGAAGGCCUGAAAAGUGUUUGUAAACAGAAGAACUGUUCUAACCUUUUAAAAAGGAAAGAAAAAUCUUGGUGCUGAAAUGUAAGGCUUUUUUUGAAAAUGAAAAAUAAAAUAGAAAAGGAAAACAAACUAUUGGCCCAAAUGGUCGCUUGAGUAAAAAAUGCCUGUACGCCGUAUUACUGCUAAAAGUUUCUUACUUCUUAAUUGAUUUGCAUCUUUUUUUUCUUUCAGCUGUUA